GCUGCUGCUGCGGCAGAUACUAUGACUUGGAAGCUGCUUGGGGCUCCGCUCCCAGCCAGCGAAAAGUAACCUUAUUUAUUUAAUUCUGUGCAUGCAUUCAGUCGACAACGCUCCUCCGUAAGCAGCCGGAACAAGGCACCCCCUCGGACUUUUGGGGAAACCUCCUUGGAGAUCCAUCUCCCUCUGGCUGCCCUAGUGCAGCUUGGGAGCGUUCCCUGGCUUUUUAACAACGUAUCCCAAGAAGAGGACCCUCCCAGCGAGAAAACCGAGCUCUCCUUUCCAGGUUGGGUCGGACCUGAAACCCUAAAAGCGCAGAAAUCCUUCAGCCCCUCCAUUGCCUUCGGAUCCCAAGAAGCAGCAGCCGCGGCUGUGCCUGAGGACGGAGUUUGCUCUUGAACUCGAUGGAUCUGAACUUUGGGCUGCAGAAUCAUCAGUGCGGCUGUUGGGGGAUCGCUACGUGCUGAUCUCCGGCAAGGGACGGCUGCUAAUUAUUAUUAUUAUCAUUAUUUUUUUUUGUGGGGGGUGAGCAGUAGCUGGGCGCUCGGCACGAUGUUUCUUGCCACCUUGUACUUCGUGCUGCCGCUCGUGGAUAUUCUUUUGACAGCUGAAGUCAGUGGCGGGGACCAUUUGGACUGUGUGAAAGCCAGCGACCAGUGCCUCAAAGAGCAGAGCUGUAGUACCAAGUACAGAACCCUGAGGCAGUGUGUGGCGGGCAAAGAGACCAACUUCAGCCUGGCAUCUGGGCUGGAGGCGAAGGAUGAGUGCCGGAACGCUAUGGAGGCUCUGAAGCAGAAGGCACUUUACAAUUGCCGGUGUAAGAGGGGCAUGAAGAAGGAGAAGAAUUGCCUGCGCAUUUACUGGAGCAUGUACCAAAGCUUGCAGGGAAAUGACUUGCUUGAAGAUUCCCCAUAUGAACCAGUUAACAGCAGAUUAUCAGAUAUAUUACGACUAGUCCCACAUAUGCCAGUGGAGACUAUUUCAAAGGGGAACAACUGCCUGGAUGCUGCUAAAGCCUGCAACCUCAAUGACACCUGCAAGAAGUACCGAUCAGCGUACAUCACCCCUUGCACCACCAGCCUGACCAAUGAAGUCUGCAACAGGAGGAAGUGCCACAAGGCCCUGCGGCAGUUUUUUGACAAGGUUCCCCCCAAGCAUAGCUAUGGGAUGCUCUUCUGCUCCUGCCAGGACAUAGCCUGCACAGAGAGAAGACGGCAGACCAUUGUGCCUCUGUGUUCUUAUGAGGAAAAGGAGAAGCCAAACUGUUUGAAUUUGCAGGAUUCCUGCAAGACGAAUUACAUCUGCAGAUCUCGCCUUGCGGAUUUUUUCACAAACUGCCAGCCUGAAUCACGGUCUGUUAGCAGCUGUCUAAAGGAAAACUAUGCUGACUGCCUUCUUGCCUACUCUGGGCUUAUUGGCACAGUGAUGACACCUAACUAUAUAGAUUCUAACAGCCUCAGUGUGGCUCCGUGGUGUGACUGUAACAACAGUGGUAAUGACUUAGAAGAAUGCCUGAAAUUUUUGAAUUUCUUCAAGGACAACAUGUGUCUCAAAAAUGCAAUCCAAGCCUUUGGCAAUGGCUCCGAUGUGAAUGUGUGGCAGCCUGUCCUCCCCGGACAGACCACCACAGCCACGACCACAACAGCCUUCAGAGUCAGGAGCAACAAGUCUCUGGGCUCAGGGUCAGAGAAUGAAAUCUCAUCCCAUGUUUUGCCACCUUGUGCAAACCUACAGGCACAGAAGCUAAAAUCCAAUGCUUCAGGAAAUCCACACCUCUGCCUGGCUGAUCGGGAUUUUGACAAAGACCGAGCUGGAGGAUCCAGCCAAAUCUCCUCGGACUCAGCGGCAGCGCCUGCGAGUGGGAGCCUAAGCAAAUUGACGGUGGUGGCCAUUGCCGCAUUGAAGGCCUUCUUGUCCAUAAGUCUGGCAGAAACGUUGUAGCCCUGUUAACAAACAAACAAACAAAACAACCACAUAUGGACGUGUACAAAAACAAAACAAAAAAACAAGCCGUUUCCUGUUCUUUGUUGUCUAUCUGAAAUUCCAAUUUUAGGAGCUAAGUUCAAGCAGUCUGCUAAAAGAGUUUCAUUCAACUGGAAAUUUUUUUUUUUUUUAAAGCAAGCUUCUUGUGAUAUUCAGGGGCCUUUGUGGAAUAUUUGAUGCAGUGCUGCAUUCCAAACCCAAAAGGCUUUUGAACAUGCUGUAUUUUAAAGAGACAGUAUGUAAAUUUGGCUAUAAAACAAAUAGGCUUUUUGUUAUUAAUUAAUUUUUAAAUGGUUUUAUCCCUGGCUUUUAUUUGCAAGGGGGACUAAGUUUGUUUUCCUAAUAUCUUCCCUAGUUCAUUGAACAGCUUUGGUUUCAAAUUAAGUGAACUUCAGACUAACGGGGAUGCCAGGCUUUUGUCACCACAUAAAGGUUUUCACAAUGAGUGGACUUUAUGAAAACAUUUCCUUCUCAUAGACUGCUACUGAUGUUAAGCUUUCUAAAUGUAUUAGCAUCUUUCUUCUUAAUGUUUAUGAACUCUUAAGUGGUUUUGCAUUCUCUCCUGCUAAAACAUGAUAUGUCACAUACAGAUGUAAUGUAUGUUUCUCAGUUAUGAUUUCAUAAAAAAGGGGGGUGGAGGGAGUUUGCAACUUGCUAACGGUAUGUUAAUCAUUUAAAUACAUUCAUCUAAGCCUUAUAUGGGUGAGAAUUCCUUAAACUAACAAAGAGUCAGACAUAAUGGAAGCUUAACUCUAAUAAUCUUUACAUUUAUGAGAUUAUAUAUAGAAACAAAUUUUACUAAAUGGUUUCAAAUGUUGGCUUUCUAUAUUUUGGACCUAAUAAUUCUAUCCCCAUUUUUUACUGUUGGUUUAAUACAAAAUACAUGGAGUUCAUUUCCCUCUCAUAGAACUGUUUUAUCUGCCUAUAUUAGUAACACUAUAAAUAUAACUCCUUAAAAGCAGAAUUCUAGGAGCCUUAUGCUUUAUCAGAAAGCUCUGCAUCACAUUAUGGUAGACAGGAGCAGGGGGGAAACAGAGAAUCCUAAAGCUUAAUCAUUGACCAUUCAUGGAGAUAUGCUAGGAGCCUCAUUUGAAGGGGGGAAUGUUGGUCACUUACAAAAUGGUCUAGCUCUAAUGGCCACAUUGCUAGUUCACAUAAUGUAAUGAUUCUGGAUUUGUUUCACUUAACAAGGACAGCCUUUACUGGAUGAGGCAGAAUUCUCUGCCCCAUCCUUCAAGCAUCGGCACAGUUCCUUUCCUGAGGGUUGUCUUUAUUCUUAACUGUGACGGCUUAGUUACUCUUACUGGCAGUUAUGUCUAAAUGAUCCACAGUAAUCUAGUUUUAUUGAGUUGCAUCUCUUCCCCCUUCCUUCCCCCGACUCUCCCACCCCUUCCAUGACAGACAAUAACGGAAUUAAGGCAAAAGAUUCAUUAUGUUGGAUUUAGAGUUCUGAAGUAAAACUUCCACGGUAAUAUACUGGAUCCAUCGUGAUUGUUCACUUAGUAUAGGACAAAGAUAAAAACAGGGACCCUUAAAUUACAAAGUACAGGGCUGCCUCAGUGUAGAGAAAAGCUGCAUACUGUUGGCAAAACAUUGGGUGCAUAGAUCUACACAUUCUCUUCUAUAGUUCUUUUUUAUUAAACUGGUAGAAUUCUAAAGUAGGUUUUUGAGGCCUGGGUAUUUUUGAGGUAAAUUAGAUCCAAGGUAUAUUCUGAUGUGUUUGUAAGAAUGUGUACCCCUCUAGACAGAGUAAACUCAAUAACAGCAUUUCUCUUCGAUUUAAUGCUGAUAAAUUGGAGUUUUCUUUUGAAUUCAGCAGAGAGGCUUUGGGGGAAGAAAUCCACACUUGGUGUACACCAUCUUAGCAUACGUAGUCCCCCUUCCCUCAGUCAUGCCGCUGUUUUCCUCCUGAGUGUUGAUCAAAUUAUUGAAAGGGGGAAAUAUAUAUAUAUAUAUAUAUAUAUAUAUAUAUGAUGAGAAAGAAGAAGAAAUGUCUUUUGUACAACCAAGGUAAAGACCUAGUUUUUCCAAGUGUAAUUGAGUUAGAAGCAUAUUCACACACAAAUGCUUUUGAAUGCAUAGUUCUAACUAUAAUUGCCAACGUUCUUCAGUAAUAAAUGGUCUUAAGAUAAACUUGAUAAACAUGAAGCCUAUUUGAUUUGUGAAAACUUUCUGAAAUAUACUACUUGGAAUGAACACAUUAAGUGUGUUGAAAUAUCUGGAAGACUAACAAUUAGUAAAUAUCUCUUAAAGAACAUAUUUUGCUUUAAUUAUGCUAUCUCUGUAUCUACACUCAGCUAAUUACAUAUGGGUCUGAUGCAGUGUAGGCCACUAUAAAACGCUAUUGAUUACUUCUGCUGUAAACAGCAGCUCUAAUUAGCUUCAGAUGACCAAAGAGGAAAUGGUAGUUAUCAGAUCUAACAAGGGUCGCCUUCAGUAAUAAGCUCAUGGAUAUAAAACAGACAUAAAUUAUAUUUUGAAAAGCCUCAUCUAUCACCAACAAGAAAGUUCUUGUUUUUCUUCAAAGCCAAAAGCAUAUGAUGGUUUCCAAAUCCUUAAUUUGAAAAUAAAUUGCUUAUUAAACAAACAGGAUAUGGGAACAGAUUCUCAGUGUCCAAUCUUUUAUUGAAGUUCUUAUGGACUUAAGGCUGUCAAGAUUGGCAUGAAUUCUUUCUAGUUGAAUGUGACAUGAAUGAUGUCAGCUUAACAUGGUAACCUUGUCAACACUGUCAUUUGCACCAGCCCUCUAGUAAGCAAAUGAUGUGGUUCUUUUCCAUUGAUUGUCUCCAUUGAAUGUUGACAAAAUAAGGGCCCAGAAAACUCAAGUGUCUCCUCCCUUAGUUUUUAGCUUGUAUGUUUUUGGAGCCACCAAAUAUGAUAGCUAGCCAUUGGAAUAUGGGAAGAAGCAGUCUAUUCUGAGACUGUAAAUGCACUGGAAGUUUCUAGGAUGAGGCUGAUUUUAAACAGGAACUAAUAAACAUUUAGGGCAAGUCCCAGAGUCAGAAAAGUCCUGCUGCCCUUUUUGGUUCAAAAAAUACACACAAAAAAAAACCAAGCAGUUCUGCUAAAGGAAUUAGAAGCACAGUCUAAUUUGACAUUGGCUUUAUUUGACCAUUUUUUAGUGUCUCAAUUAUAGCACACAAUGGAAAAAAAAAA
Molecule: messenger RNA, 5136 nt
Organism: Vombatus ursinus (common wombat)
Lineage: Eukaryota; Metazoa; Chordata; Mammalia; Diprotodontia; Vombatidae
Gene: GFRA1
Product: GDNF family receptor alpha 1
Exons: 10
Coding region: 550-1938 (462 amino acids)
Biological process (GO): nervous system development
Cellular component (GO): external side of plasma membrane; signaling receptor complex
Molecular function (GO): signaling receptor activity
Source: RefSeq, a predicted model, not a curated record